AUAAAGUUAAAUGUUAUGUAUUUUUUUUGUUUUCUAUUUAUAUUUGGAAAAAAAAAAAUAAGAUAAUAUUGAUUUGUAUAAAGUAAGCUUAUUUGUUUUUAAAUAGGGUUAUUUAGUAGAAAAAAAGAUGAUAGAUUUAUUUAAGUUUGUUUUACAUAGUAUUCGUUCAAGAGUUUCAUUUCCUAGAACAAGGUUUUAUGAUGAGAGAAAUGGGGUUUCUUUGGAUCUUGCGUAUAUUACAGAUAGAAUUAUUGUUAUGUCUGCUCCUACAUUGUUAUUUCCAAAAAGGAUUUAUAGAAAUAAUCUUAAAGAUGUUCUUCGGUUUUUAGAACAAAGGCAUUCUGAAAAUUGGGUAAUUUUUGAAUUUUGUAAGGAAGGCACGGGAUAUUCAGAUAAGGAUUUUCUUUUUAAAGUUUUUCAUUAUCCUUUUCCUGAUCAUGAACCUCCUCCUUUUAGAAUUAUACCAGAAAUUGUGGAUUCUAUAUCGAAAUAUAUGAAUGCUUCUGAUGAUAAUGUGGUAGUAUUUCAUUGCAAAGCGGGAAAAGGACGGUCUGGUACAAUUGCAUGUUCCUAUUUGAUCUCAGAAGAAAAAUUGACAGCAGAAUCUGCUUUAUCUAAAUUUACGGAGGCUCGAAUUCAAAAAGGACAUGGUAAUGGUAUUACUAUUUUAUCUCAGAAACGCUAUAUUUUUUAUGUUGAAAAAUGGGUUUCAAUGGGGAAAAAAUAUCAGGAAUUAGAUAUUAUAAUUUCACAAAUUGAAAUUUUUACUGAGAACAAGAAAAUUGGUUGUAAAAUUUAUGGAUAUAACGAUGAUAAUAGAAUUGACUGUCUUUAUACUUUUUUACCUCCAGAAAUAGUGAUAAAUAAUUCUACAAUGAUUUUUACACCAACUAUAAAGUUCAUAUCUAGGGAAGAUAUUUGUGUAGAAAUUUAUCAUCAGUCUAGAUUUAAAAAAAAUGUUUUAAAAGCUCAUUGCUGGUUUAAUGUCUUUUUUGAAAGAGAUGCUGGUCAAACCGAAGGGAUCUUUUCAGUUGACUUUGAAAAUUGUGAUUAUUUAAAAACCACUUGUAGAGAUAAAUCAAAAUUAUUUGACAAGUUUAUUUUAAAAUGGAAAAUUUUUUAAAUUACCUUAUAAUCAAGGGCUAUAAAUGAUUUACAUUCAUUUAUAAGAAGGCUUAUUUUAUAUACUUAUAAACUAUAUUUCUUUACAAAAGCAAAUUAACACGACUUGUCGAAAAAAUAAAAACAUUAAAAAAAUAGAAAAUAUAAGAAAUUAGCUUUGAUCUAUCUAGAUUAAUUUUUCAGGAUCUUUGAUUUUUUUACUUUAUUAUAGGAAAUUUUAUGAGUUGUAUGGAAUAUUUAUAAAAGAAGUAUUUUUGACUGUUGAUUAUGAUAUCGGAUAUAUUAACAUCUGAUAAUAAAUAUAUUAAGGAUUCAUUGAUUACAGAAUCAAUGAAAGAAGAGGAAAUGAAGAUGAUUGGUAGUUCUAUUGAUGGGCCUCAGAAAGA
Molecule: messenger RNA, 1508 nt
Organism: Pneumocystis murina B123
Lineage: Eukaryota; Fungi; Ascomycota; Pneumocystomycetes; Pneumocystales; Pneumocystaceae
Exons: 3
Coding region: 128-1123 (331 amino acids)
Biological process (GO): phosphatidylinositol 3-kinase/protein kinase B signal transduction; regulation of phosphatidylinositol 3-kinase/protein kinase B signal transduction; protein dephosphorylation
Cellular component (GO): nucleus; cytosol; plasma membrane
Molecular function (GO): phosphatidylinositol-3,4,5-trisphosphate 3-phosphatase activity; protein tyrosine/serine/threonine phosphatase activity; protein tyrosine phosphatase activity
Source: RefSeq, a predicted model, not a curated record